Messenger RNA from Spirometra erinaceieuropaei, 417 nucleotides. The record is from the annotation of a GenBank genome assembly. Lineage: Eukaryota; Metazoa; Platyhelminthes; Cestoda; Diphyllobothriidea; Diphyllobothriidae.
AUGUGUGCCGGCCUCAGCUACUUCUGGAGCGGCCGUCCAAAGGCAAAGGGACGCGACAACGGCGUCGCCCUUACCAUCUGGAACGGCGAACACCGUUCUGCGCCAGCGUAUUGGGAGUCAAAUUUGCCACCACCAUCAAUGACUAUGCUCCCCCAUGCCCCACUGAUCAGCUCCGAUGAAGCGAGCGACAAGUUCUUCGAGGAUCUGCGAGCCCUCCUGGCGAGAGUGUCGAAGGCAAAUAAGCUGGUCUUCCUUGGUGACUUCAAUGUCCACGUCGGGACACACUGCGCUGCCUGGAGAGGAGUGCUGGGUCCCGCCGGAGUCGGCAACUGCAACGAAAAUGGUCACCUUCUCCUGUGGACCUGCGCAGAACACCACCUGCCCCUAGCCAACACCCUCUUUCGCCCUCCAACAUGA